Molecule: messenger RNA, 512 nt
Organism: Cryptomeria japonica (Japanese cedar)
Lineage: Eukaryota; Viridiplantae; Streptophyta; Pinopsida; Cupressales; Cupressaceae
Product: DNA damage-repair/toleration protein DRT100-like
Exons: 2
Coding region: 73-408 (111 amino acids)
Source: RefSeq, a predicted model, not a curated record
CUGUGUAUAGUUAUCAUUUCAAUUUUUGUUGUUUUCUUCUUCUUUCCAGGCUUGUGUGUUUCUGACUUAUUCAUGUCCAAAAGAUGCCAUUCCGAUGAAUCUGAAGCUCUUUCUGCUUUCAAAGCAGCCUUCAAUGACUCAGGAGGCUAUCUCAAUUCGUGGGUAAAUGAGACAGACUGUUGCACCAUGUGGCUUGGCAUUUGCUGCAAUAAUCAAACCAACCGCGUUGUCUCUGUUGAAGUAGGCCAUUACUACAUUCAAGACAUUCAAGGUGUGAUAUCUGACAGCUUGUGCCAACUUCAUUUUCUCACAUCGCUGAGCAUACAUGGAGUAAUAGGUAUUUGUCUCUGGAUAGGAUGGUUUCUUGCUGUUUGCCUCACUGAACCCAUGUUAGUUUACAGGUAUUAAACUCUUUUUUUUUUUUGUUUGUUUGGUUACUAAUUCAAAUCUCUACCAGAUGAUAAAUCUUUGCUUGAUUUACUUUUGCAGUUCUCCAAUCCAUUGCAGUGCAA